AUGAAAGGCAUGAAAAGUAAGCUGUGGUCUUGGGGCGCCUUGAGCAGUUUCUUGCUCUGGGUCAGGACAUAUCAGACAAGGCAAGGGGGCAAGAGCUUUUGGUGCUGCCAGUUUCACCUAGAAUUGUGGUGUAGUGAUUCAAUUCAUCAUUUAAAGAUGUGGGAUCCUACUCACGUUCAAGUCACCAUCCAAAAAGCACGGGGACUACUGAUCAAAGGUAAAAACGGUACUAAUAACUGUUUUGUUACGAUCGCUCUCGGUAAAGAUAAAUUCCAAACUUCCGUCAAACACAAAGCGACUCAGAAUGUCGAAUGGAUAGAAGAAUGUGAACUGCGAAUACCCUCACAAGGAAAUACUGCCGAGAUCGUUCUUAAAGUCUACGAUGAAGAUUUAAUAAAAGACCAUUUACUAGGUCAAGUAUCGAUUCCGUUAAAAGACCUCGAUGUUUAUGAACGACCAAGAAGCCGUUGGUAUAAACUCCAAGGCAAAUCUGGUAAAGAAAGCGACAAGUCACGAGGUGAAUUAGAGGUCAAAAUUUCUUUCACAGUCAAAGAAGGCAGUUUGACUGAUUUGAGUAAGAAAGAUAAACAUAGAUCUUCUUUGUCAAGCAUUGCCCAAAAUGUAGGCGGUAGUCUCAUGAGCAUUGGUAGUAUUGAAAAAAGAAAGAGCAUUAAAAAGUUUGCAAAAAAUCUUGGCUCUAAAAUGAAUUUGAACAAAAAGGACAAGAAAAGUGACUCUUCAUCUCUCAGUGGUAGCAUCGGAAACCUUAAAACAUCAGCUCUUUCUACUCCUGAACAUUCCACUCCCAAAAGAUUAUCAGGAGAGGCUGAUCCUGGAGUCAUAAGUGAAGAUGAAGAUGAAUUUGCAUUUGAUGAUUUAUCCCAUAAAAGCUCUGGUAGCUCUAUAAAUGUUCAAACUUUACCCAGGGGACAUAAGUAUACACCAUCACCAAAUAAUGCUUCAUUAGAAAACUUAGGGGGUGGUGAAUUUUUGAGGAGGUCUACCAGUAGCAAUUUGGUAGUACCUGAAAAGGUGGCACCGCAGAAACCUGUCCGGCUAAGUCUUGACACAUUCACAGCACCUCAAUUACCAGCACAAGUGAUUGACAAGAAUGAUGAGUGGUCACAAAAACUUUACUCUCGAAGAAAAUCAAACAGUCAACUAGCAAUUGACAAAGAAAAGUCUUCAAGUCUAGAGAGAAAUAAAAAACUUGACAGUCCAAAUUCUCUGAAGGAUAAACCAAGUCCCAAGUUUUUCAAGAAAUUUGGUAAUACUAACAAACAAAAGAAAUUACUAGAGGAACGCAUCAUAGUGGGAGAAGAGAACAUAGCUGAAGAAGAUUCUAUUAACCCAGCUUACAAUAGUAUCCCUAAAUCAAUAGUGCAAGAUUUUGAUGGCAAGUCACGAGAAGAACUAAUUGUCAUGGUGUACAAUUUACAAAAGGAUGUUCAAUCAGAAAAGAAGAAAAACAAGGACCUGGAAAACUAUCUAGAUGAACUGUUACUUAGAGUAAUGGAGACAACACCAAAAAUCCUACAGAAUCCAUAUGUACGAAAUAACAGCAUGCAUAUUAGAAAUAAAUAA
Molecule: messenger RNA, 1584 nt
Organism: Arctia plantaginis
Lineage: Eukaryota; Metazoa; Arthropoda; Insecta; Lepidoptera; Erebidae
Source: the annotation of a GenBank genome assembly